Messenger RNA from Arachis duranensis, 738 nucleotides. Its product is annotated as protein ALP1-like. Bases 61 to 717 code for a protein of 218 amino acids. Lineage: Eukaryota; Viridiplantae; Streptophyta; Magnoliopsida; Fabales; Fabaceae. The record is from RefSeq and is a predicted model, not a curated record. The transcript is spliced from 3 exons.
UGUCCAAAGCCUGUUGUUUGCAAAGCCUAUUCCUGUUCCAGAUGACUGCAUAGAUCCCCGAUGGAAAUGGUUCAAGGAGCAUUAGAUGGAACAUAUAUAGAUGUGACUGUCCCUGAAGAAGAUAAAUCAAGAUACAGAACAAGAAAGGGUAAAAUAUCAACCAACGUCCUAGGCGUAUGCAAUCGAGAUAUGAAUUUUGUGUACGUACUUAGUGGAUGGGAAGGAUCCGCAUCGGAUUCAAGAGUCCUUAGAGAUGCAAUUUCACGUCGUAAUAACCUCAAGAUACCAAUUGGGAAUUAUUAUUUAGUGGAUGCUGGUUAUACUAAUUGCAAGGGGUUUCUAGCACCAUAUAGGCAAACUCGAUACCACGUACAAGAAUGGGCCUAUGGUAGAAAUGCACCUAGAAACUUUCGAGAAUAUUUUAACAAGAAGCACUCUUCAGCUAGGAACAUUAUUGAACGUUGUUUUGGUUUAUUGAAGAAGAGAUGGGCAAUUUUGAGGAGUCCUUGUUUCUACCAAAUCAAGACACAAAAUAAAAUAAUUAUUGCUUGUUGUUUAUUACAAAAUUUUAUUCGGCUUAAUAUGGACUCCAAUCCUGAGGAGGACAUAUCACUUGAGAAUGAGCAAGUGCUUAUUGGAGAGGAGCAUGGUGAUAACCAAGAUGGCGAUGAUGAAAUGAUUGACAGUGUAGAGGGCAGCAAUGAAUGGACUGUUUGACGAGACAACUUAGCACAUGAA